Molecule: messenger RNA, 937 nt
Organism: Eruca vesicaria subsp. sativa (arugula)
Lineage: Eukaryota; Viridiplantae; Streptophyta; Magnoliopsida; Brassicales; Brassicaceae
Source: the annotation of a GenBank genome assembly
AGCUACGAUACAAAAGACCAAGAAUUUUCAAAAUUCAGGCCCAAUAGCUAAAGCCCAUAUUAAACUAUUAGGGCCCAUAUUAAAAUAUUAGGGCCCAUAUUAAAAUAUCAGGCCCAAUUGAUUCCUUUUUCAUUUUCAGUGGGAUCUGAUUCUCGUCGGCGGCUAACGAAAACUUAUUCGGGAGGUUUUUGCUCCAUCAUCGGAAGAGAUGGGUCAAACUCAGAGUAACGACAGCUCCGAAGUUCCAACAACGACGACGACGACGACUAGUAUUCCUCCUCCUCCUCCGUCUACGAAUUCGCCGCGGGAUUCUGAUGAUACAUCGUCGUCUCCGAUGGAUUCUCUAAUUGCAGAAGCUGCAGCGUUUGGUGAGGAUGGCAAUGAGAAUGAGUCGCUUGAAGCCAAGGCGCAGAAAGCACUAGACUGUCCUUGCAUAGCUGAUCUUCGUAAAGGAUCUUGCGGGUCUCAGUUCACUGACGCUUUCCGUUGCUUUCUCAUGAGCACUGCUGAAGAAAAGGGAUCAGACUGUGUACAUCCUUUUGUGGCUUUGCAAAACUGUGUCAAAGCCAACCCUAAUGCAUUCUCUAGAGAGGUUCUAGAGGACAAGGAAGAAGAGACCGAGAAAAAACAAGAGCCAGUGCAAGAAGACCAUAGAAUCAUCCCUCCUCUCUGGGCAAAGGACCCUCCUCGCAGUGGCAAAUCCAAGCUUUAGAGCCUCAACAACAAUGGAGUCAACACAAGACGCUUAUUCUUUUCUCUCUUACAAACAACAAAGUGAAAGAAAGUAACAGAAGCAUUGUGUGACCAUUUGUUUUUGUAGUUUACAUUCUCAUAUAUGAUCCAAAACGAAUCGCUUACACCGAAGCUUAACCGUUUGGUUUAGUUUACAGAGCAAUGGUUAUAGUUCCGUCCCAUAAUAAUAUUACCGACUGGUUUA